Sordaria macrospora k-hell is the source of this 255-nucleotide messenger RNA. RefSeq lists its product as uncharacterized. NCBI's taxonomy places the organism in Eukaryota, Fungi, Ascomycota, Sordariomycetes, Sordariales, Sordariaceae. The record is from RefSeq and is a predicted model, not a curated record.
AUGAAGACCACCUUCUUCCUCGUCCUCGCCACCGUCGCCUCCGGCAUCCUGGCCUCCCCGGCCGGUGUCUCCGAGAACCCGGGCUCGUUCCCCAAGCUCGUCGAGCGCAAGGCGUGCUACCACUCGAGUGACUGCAGCUGGUUCUACGCGGCCAAGUGUGAGCAGUACUGUCGCAAGUGGGGCCAGAACGUCGGGGUCGACCGCAUGGAGAAGUGCAACCUGUUGAACCAGAAGAGGUGCUGCUGCACUUCUUGA